UACUGAGGGGGCGCGUGAGCGUGGUGGAAAUGGUAGCAAGAUGGCGGCGCUGAAGGAGGAGCAGUGCUACGGACUGUCCUGUGGAAGAGUGAGCAAUGGCAGCAACGUCUCCGUCUUUCACGUUAAACUUACUGACAGCGCCUUGAGAGCCUUCGAGGCCUAUCAGACCAGCAAGGGCCUGUCGUGCCAGCCCUCCAUCCGCUUCACUGGAAACCAAGGGAAAAUCUCGAUACCGCGAUCGGAAAACGCCAAUGAGGUGCGAACGUUCACCUUCUACCUGUCCAACGUGGGGAGGGACAACCCCCAGGGCAGCUUCGACUGCAUCCAGCAGUACGUCACCAGCGAGGGCAGCAUUCAGCUGGACUGCCUGGGUGGGAUCCAGGACAAGAUUACCGUGUGCGCCACCGACGACUCCUACCAGAAGGCCAGGCAAAGCAUGGCCCAGGCCGAGGAGGAGACGCGCAGCCGCGGCGCCAUCGUCAUCAAGCCCGGCGGCCGCUACGUGGGUAAGAAGGUGCAGAUCCGGAAACCCGCGCCCGGCCUGUCGGACAUCGCCCCGUCGCGGCGGACGUCCCGCCCCGUCAUCAUCUCAAGCACGAUGAAGAAGGGGGGCAGCGGGGUGCAGCAGCGCCCCCUGCGGGACCGGCUGACUCACCUGCUGGCGCUGAAGCCCUACAGGAAGCCCGAGCUCAUCCUCCGGCUGCAGAAGGACGGCCUCUCGCCCCACGACAAGGACACGCUGGACAGCCUCCUGCAACAGGUGGCUAACCUGAACGGAAGGGACAACACCUUCACGCUGAAGGACUGCGUGUACAAGGACGUGCAGAAGGACUGGCCGGGCUACUCCGAAGGGGACCAGCAGCUCCUGAAGAGGAUCCUGGUUCGGAAACUGUGCCAGUCCCAGAACGCCCCCCCUGCCCCCACGGAGAACCCCGUCAGCCCCCCGAAAGAGCUGCCCGGCGCCUCCCCGUCGCAGAAACGGGCGGCGCAGGAGUUCAUCGACCCGCUGGCUAAUAAGAAGCCCCGGAUUUCGCACCUGGCCAGCAAGGCGUCCUCCGGCCCGGUCAACGGCAAGCUGAGCUCGUCCAACGGCAGGCCAGCGGGCGGCGGCGGCGGCGGCGGGGUCCCGGUGUCGGGGCCGGCGGCGGCGGCGGCGGCGGACGGGGUGACGUCCGGCUCCCAGCUCCCCGUGCUGGAGAUCUCGCGACCCUUCGACCCGCUGUCGGACGUCAGCAACGACUCCAGCCACAACGGGCGGGACUGCGACGGGCCGCAGGAGGCGGCGGUGGCGGAGCGGCUGAGCCAGCCCUCCUCCGCCGCCUCGGGCCCCGCCCCCAACUCCCUCUCCAGCCUGGGCUCCGCCCCGCUCCUCUCCUCCUCCUCUUCCUCCCCCCGGCCCGGCCUAAGCAGGCCGUCGGCCGACGCCCCGGCCUCCGGCCCCUCCCCUUCCGCGGCAUCGCUGCACGGCAAGCCCAAGAAGAAGUCCAAGAAGCACAAAGACAAGGAGAAACCGCGGGAGAAGGAGCGAGAGAGGGAGCGGGAGAGGGACCGGGAGAGGAAAGGAGGGGAGGACCGAGGGGCGGAGCCCAAGAAGGCCUGCGAGCUCGCCAUUGGCUCCGGCGGUUUGAACAGCAGUAUUCCACAGGGGAGCACAGAUCUCAACGGGAUGUGCAACGAUUCUAGUAUUCUGACGUCAUCCUCGGAGGCGGCCGACUAUUUAACGAAGUACACGGAGAUAGCCUCGCCGGAGCAGCGGCAGAGCUACAAGAACGACUUCAACGCGGAGUACAGCGAGUACCGGGGGCUGCACGCGCGCAUCGAGGGCAUCACCCGCCAGUUCACCGUGCUCGACACCGAGCUGAAGCAGCUCCAGCAGGGCACCGACAAGUACAAGACAAUCCACAAUCAGAUACUACAAGAGUAUCGCAAAAUAAAAAAGACUAAUCCAAACUAUAGCCAGGAGAAGAACCGCUGUGAAUAUCUGCACAAUAAACUGGCUCACAUAAAGAAACUGAUAGCGGAAUACGAUCAACAGCAACUGCAAAGCUGGCACUAGUGCUACGCUUUUUCUUUUUUUUUCUUUUUUUCGUUUGGAAACCAGACAGGAGAAAAAAAAAAAAAAAAAAAA
This is a messenger RNA of Anguilla anguilla (European eel), 2128 nucleotides long. It is a transcript of the gene ell, whose product is annotated as elongation factor RNA polymerase II. The transcript is spliced from 12 exons. Gene Ontology annotation, molecular function: cis-regulatory region sequence-specific DNA binding. Bases 41 to 2056 code for a protein of 671 amino acids. Gene Ontology annotation, cellular component: transcription elongation factor complex. NCBI's taxonomy places the organism in Eukaryota, Metazoa, Chordata, Actinopteri, Anguilliformes, Anguillidae. Gene Ontology annotation, biological process: snRNA transcription by RNA polymerase II; positive regulation of transcription elongation by RNA polymerase II; transcription elongation by RNA polymerase II. The record is from RefSeq and is a predicted model, not a curated record.